Messenger RNA from Cricetulus griseus (Chinese hamster), 1567 nucleotides. The record is from RefSeq and is a predicted model, not a curated record. NCBI's taxonomy places the organism in Eukaryota, Metazoa, Chordata, Mammalia, Rodentia, Cricetidae.
CAUCCCUUCCUUUCCUCCUGAGCAGCAGUACAACCAGGAAAUCACGGAUUUGAAGCAGCCAGUGCUGGUAAGCCAGCCCAAGCGGAGGAGAGGCCCCGGAGGUACACUGCCUGGCCCAGCCAUGCUCAUCCCGGAGCUCUGCUACCUCACAGGUCUGACUGAUAAAAUGCGCAAUGAUUUCAAUGUGAUGAAGGACCUGGCCGUGCACACACGGCUGACCCCUGAGCAGCGGCAGCGGGAGGUGGGCCGCCUCAUCGACUACAUCCACAAGGAUGACGAUGUGCAGAGGGAGCUUCGAGACUGGGGCCUGAGCUUUGACUCAAACUUGCUGUCCUUCUCAGGAAGAAUCUUACAAUCUGAGAAGAUCCACCAGGGUGGGAAGACGUUUGAUUACAACCCGCAGUUUGCAGACUGGUCCAAAGAAACAAGAGGCGCACCGCUGAUCAGUGUGAAGCCGCUGGAUAACUGGCUGCUGAUCUAUACCCGCAGGAAUUAUGAAGCGGCCAACUCCCUGAUACAGAACCUUUUCAGAGUGACUCCGGCCAUGGGCAUCAGGAUGCAAAGGGCAAUCAUGAUUGAGGUGGACGACAGAACAGAAGCUUACCUGAGAGUCUUGCAGCAGAAGGUGACACCAAACACUCAAAUGGUUGUCUGUCUGUUGUCAAGUAAUCGGAAGGACAAAUAUGAUGCCAUCAAAAAGUACCUGUGCACAGACUGCCCCACUCCAAGUCAAUGUGUGGUAGCCCGGACGCUGGGCAAGCAGCAAACAGUUAUGGCCAUUGCCACCAAGAUUGCCCUGCAGAUGAACUGCAAGAUGGGUGGGGAACUCUGGCGGGUGGACAUGCCUCUGAAGCUGGCGAUGAUUGUGGGCAUCGACUGUUACCAUGACACCACAGCUGGGCGGAGGUCCAUCGCAGGAUUCGUUGCCAGCAUCAAUGAAGGGAUGACCCGCUGGUUUUCCUGCUGCAUCUUUCAGGACUGUGGACAGGAACUGGUAGAUGGCCUCAGGGUCUGCUUGCAAGCUGCUCUGAGGGCUUGGCGUAGCUGCAAUGAAUGUAUGCCCAACCAUAUCAUUGUGUACCGAGACGGUGUAGGGGAUGGACAGCUGAAGACCCUGUUCGAACAUGAGGUCUCACAGUUCCUGGGGCAUUUCAAGUCAGACAAGAUAGGUUUUAACCCAAGACUGACUGUGAUUGUGGUGAAGAAGCGUGUCAAUGCCAGGUUUUUUGCUCAGUCUGGGGGAAGACUCCAGAACCCUCUUCCGGGGACAGUCAUCGAUGUGGAGGUCACUAGGCCAGAGUGGUAUGACUUUUUCAUCGUGAGCCAGGCAGUAAGGAGUGGGAGUGUGUCCCCAACACACUACAAUGUCCUCCAUGACACCAGUGGCCUGAAGCCUGACCACAUCCAGCAACUGACUUACAAGCUCUGCCAUGUGUACUACAAUUGGCCUGGAGUCAUCCGAGUCCCUGCACCCUGCCAGUAUGCACAUAAGCUGGCCUUCCUUGUGGGCCAGAGCAUCCACAGAGAACCGAACCUCUCCCUGUCCAACCGCCUCUACUACCUCUAA